CAUAAGCAAAAACUUGUUACUUAAUUGAAGUAGCAAGAACCACUAGUAAUUAAAAAUGAGUUCCAAUUCCAAACAAAAUCAGCACUCUGUUGAAGUAACAGAGGUUGAUGAUGCUUACCCCAUUGCUCUGUCACUAUGUUUCAGUCGAAUCUUUCCUGCAAUUUUGAAUGCUGCUGUGGAUCUCAAUUUGUUUGAUAUCAUUGCCAAGGCACAAAAAUCAAGUGGUUCAAGCUUGUCUGCUGCUGAAAUUGCUUCUCACCUUCCAUUUCAACACUCAGAAUUGGCCAUUAGGCUUGAAAGGACGUUACCUGUGUUGGCUAGUUUUUCUCUGUUAACUUGCUCCAUUCGCACCACUGAAGGUGGUAACAGAGAAAGAGUCUAUGCUAUCUUACCCGUUGGAAAAUACUUUAUAUCCGACAACAAUGAAGGCUCUUUUGGUCCCCUCUCCGCCUUAGUGCAUCGAGGAUAUCAUGAUAUUUGGAAUGAUGUCAAGGAUGCAAUUGUCGAUCCUAACAACAAAAACCAAUUCCAAAAUGUCUACGGAUUGGAGCCUUUUCAAUAUAUGGAGAAAAAUAAAGAGUUGAAUCACUUGUUUAACAAAGCCAUGGUCCAUACUGGCCCAUUAGAUAUGAAACGACUCUUUAAAAUAUAUAAAGGAUUUGAGGGCAUAUUAACAUUGGUUGAUGUGGGUGGUGGAGAAGGUCAGGCCUUAAAACAAGUUAUCUCUCAAUAUCCUUCAAUAAAAGGAAUUAACUUUGAUUUGCCUCAAGUGAUUCAACAUGCAUCACCUCAUCCAGGGAUAGAACAUGUAUCGGGAGAUAUGUUUGAAAGUGUUCCAAAGGGUGAUGCCAUUUUACUCAAGCGCGUAUGUCAUAACUGGCCAGAUGAAGAUUGUGUGAAGUUUUUGAGAAAUUGCCAUAAAGCUUUGCCUGAGCAUGGAAAAAUGAUUAUUGUGGAGUCUAUAUAUCCAGAAGUUCCAAAUUCAAGCACUACAUCUCAGUGUGUCAGCCUUAUUGACAAUGUCAUGUUUUUAGUACAUGGUGCAAAGGAAAGAACUGCGAAUGAAUUUCGAAGGUUAUGCUCGAGCUCUGGAUUUUCCAAAUUUUGUUUUUCGGACAAUACUGGUUUCUCAUCUGCAUUAGGGGUAAUGGAGUUUUAUAAAUAAAUGUUAUUAAGAAUUAUCUAGGAUUCUUAAUACAUAAUGCGAUUAUGUAAUCUAUUUUUAUUUCUUGUUUAUUGUCUCGCUUUCCUUAUAAUGCGCUUGUACGAUGUUCAAUAACUGUUCUAAUAGAAUAAUUAUG
This is a messenger RNA of Lotus japonicus, 1301 nucleotides long. Its product is annotated as isoliquiritigenin 2'-O-methyltransferase-like. Gene Ontology annotation, biological process: methylation. The transcript is spliced from 4 exons. The coding region runs from base 56 to 1165 and encodes 369 amino acids. The record is from RefSeq and is a predicted model, not a curated record. Lineage: Eukaryota; Viridiplantae; Streptophyta; Magnoliopsida; Fabales; Fabaceae. Gene Ontology annotation, molecular function: S-adenosylmethionine-dependent methyltransferase activity; O-methyltransferase activity; protein dimerization activity.